AUGUCCAACAUUGAGCACAUCCAUCGCACCAUAGUCCAAGGAACAGAUGUCUUCUACAGAGAAGCCGGCUCCGAGUCCAAGCCGAAGCUGCUGCUGCUCCACGGCUACCCAACGUCGUCGUACAUGUUCCGCAACCUGAUUCCUUUGUUGUCGUCUCAUUUACAUGUCGUUGCUCCCGACCUUCCAGGAUUUGGCUUUACGGAGCCAAAACCAGGCUAUAUAUUUGAUUUUGAGGCACUUACAGAGACCAUUGACCAGUUUGUGACGAAGCUUGGCUGGACGAAAUUUGCAAUCUACGUUUUUGACUACGGCUCGCCAGUUGGCUUCCGUCUCGCACUGAAAAACCCGUCUCGAAUCACGGCAAUCAUCUCGCAGAACGGAAAUGCCUAUGAUGAGGGAAUCGACGACAGGUUUUGGGGGCCACUGAAAAAGUACUGGGCAGCAGGAAAAAACGACCCAGAGCUGACAUCUGCGCUGAGAGCGUAUAUCGAGGACAAGAGAAAUGUCGACUCCCAGUAUUUUGACGGUGUUUCUGAUACGAUAGCGAUUGAUUUGGCUCCCUCGACGCUGGACUGGGCUCUACUUUGUAGAGGAGGACAGACAGAUAUCCAGCUUGGCUUGUUCUUCGACUACCAGAACAACAUUCGCCAGUAUCCGCAGUUUCAAGAAUUUUUCAGAAACUCCGGUGUUCCUGUCCUGCUUGCGUGGGGAAAGAACGAUGCCAUUUUCAGCUUCGCAGGAGCAGAGGCGUUCAGAAGAGACGUGAAGCCGGAGAACUUGGACAUACGUUACUUUGAUACCGGCCACUUUGCUCUUGAAACGCAUGCAGAGGAGAUUGCUGGUGCUAUUAUCAACUUUGUGGUUCCAAGAUUGUAG
Messenger RNA from Ogataea parapolymorpha DL-1, 876 nucleotides. Its product is annotated as putative hydrolase. NCBI's taxonomy places the organism in Eukaryota, Fungi, Ascomycota, Pichiomycetes, Pichiales, Pichiaceae. The record is from RefSeq and is a predicted model, not a curated record. The coding region runs from base 1 to 876 and encodes 291 amino acids. Gene Ontology annotation, molecular function: epoxide hydrolase activity. The transcript has a single exon.